Parnassius mnemosyne (clouded apollo) is the source of this 228-nucleotide messenger RNA. The record is from the annotation of a GenBank genome assembly. NCBI's taxonomy places the organism in Eukaryota, Metazoa, Arthropoda, Insecta, Lepidoptera, Papilionidae.
AUGCCUAGGGAUAGAUUUAAAGAAAUCAUAAAAUAUUUACGAUUCGAUGUGAGAUCAGAACGCUCUACGAGAAUUAUAACAGAUAAAUUUGCGUUGAUUUCUCAAGUACGGAAUAGCUUUAUUGACAACUGCAUUUCGUGCUACAAACCGGGAGAAAAUGUAACAAUAGAUGAACAGUUGUUUGCUACAAAAGUUCGAUGCCCUUUUAUCCAGUAUAUGGCUAAUUAA